CUGACUCGAGCUUUGACGCCGAGCAUGUGGUGGUCGCGGGGGCCUUUCCGGUGACUGAUGAUCCCCAGGUAUCGCCAGCUACUGCACCGACACUAUCGGAUGGACUGGAUAAGGUGAACGACACAGACAGUCAGUCUACUGGGCAGACAACACGUGAGGCUGAUACGCCAUCAAAAG
Molecule: messenger RNA, 177 nt
Organism: Sphaeroforma arctica JP610
Lineage: Eukaryota; Ichthyosporea; Ichthyophonida
Exons: 1
Source: RefSeq, a predicted model, not a curated record